Messenger RNA from Epithele typhae, 1866 nucleotides. RefSeq lists its product as uncharacterized. NCBI's taxonomy places the organism in Eukaryota, Fungi, Basidiomycota, Agaricomycetes, Polyporales, Epitheliaceae. Bases 1 to 1866 code for a protein of 621 amino acids. The record is from RefSeq and is a predicted model, not a curated record. The transcript is spliced from 9 exons.
AUGUUGAAGCACAGCUGCAGCCUGCGACCCAUGCCGCUGGCAGUGCGCGCGGGGUCGCUGGCCGGGCGUGCCUCGAUUAUCAUUGCGUCCGCGCAAUCUGUGCUACAGACGCCGGACUGCUCUGUGUCACUGAUACUACCUGCUUUCUCGUUUCGCCCCGCCCUCAGAAUUGCGCUCUACAUGGACGUGCCCUCCCGUGUCAGCAAACAGGUGCUCGAUGCGAUAGCGCUGAUCAGAUUAUCUGUCUGGAUGCCUCGCGAUUACCUGCGGAGAACCGUACUGAGCUACAAUGGAUGCACUACCGGCGCGCGGAGGACCACGGUCGCUGGCAAAGUUCAUUGCGGCUCUCUCCGGGUACUGUGUCGUGUCCUCAGCAGCACGUUCUCGGCGGACACAUGCACUGUCGGUUCAAGUAAACAGUGUGGCGAGAGAGUGGCCAUGAGCAAGCCGCCAUGUUCUCUCACGUCCCGUGCCAGCAUUUCCCUUCAAAGAUUCUGCGUGAGAUCUUCGGAGUCUAGUUGGAGAUGUGAGGUGCACUCUGGUGCCGCAUGCUUCCCCGUUGGGCAUGUCGAAUUGCGUGCGGACUGGUGUCUACGAGACCGCCUGCCUCGUUCAGGUCGCGCGACUGUGGCCAUUGCGGUCGCGCUCUCAGAAGCGACGGUGAACAAGGAAAUCCAGCAGGUGUCUGUUCAACGAGGGAAGAGUGCCACCCAGGCGCACUCUGCUCUUUACUUUGAUGUGGCCGCAAUCCCGAACAGGGAAGUGCCCUCCUCCGGCCUCCCGUUCAGCGGCUCGGGCGAGCAAAGCGGCGUCGCGCUCGCUUGGGGGUAUUUCAGUCUGCACUUUUCGACGGCAUGGCCACCACCCCUCCUCCAAGCCCGGGAGCUCUCAGUGUUCCGUACGUCCCACGUCCUACCCACCGCCCCGGCUGCAACCGCCAGCGCCCGCAAACUUGCAAUAAUGGGGAAAAACGCGUCCAUCAAGAACCCUCCCAAUGACAAUGACCCCUGGGUUUGCCCCGAAUUCCCGCAGUGCAUUCACAUGAGUAGUCAACAUCAGAACGUGCUCGAGCACUAUGUUGUAAAGCACACCGAUGAAAAGCCCCAUUAUUGCACCUUCCUCAUCAACGGGAACCAGCCUUGUCCCAAGCGGUUCGCGAGCGGGAAAGACUCCAGCAACCACAAGCGGUCCGCGCACGGCUACGACUCGAAAACCGCGACGACCGAGGAACGCUCGAAGCACAUCUGCAGAGGCAAGCACGACAAAUACAAGCAUCUCGUGCUCCGUCUCUCCGAGAAGAUACGCCGUCCCGGGUUGGACGGGGCCGGCUCUUUUCCUUCUGGCAUCAAGACAGAAGAAGACCCAUACCCCGAACGUUUCCUGCGCGGCCCCGUACCCCCACAAACGUCGCAGUACCCUGUGCGCGCGCACGCUUUCCAUCCCUACCACCAUCCUCGCGCGCCGCGCGCGAUGGAUCCUCCCUCUGCGCUCGGCCCCGGGCAUCCCGGCGUGUUCGGCCCCGACAUGAUUCGCAUGAAGAUGGAGGAGGAGCGAGACGCGGGGCGGCGCGUCCGCCACUACUCCGUGCCGCCCCAGCCCCCGGCGUACCAAACGCACACGUUCGCGCGCGCGCAGACGGACCCUCUGAGCCGCGCGCCGCAGGCGUACCGCGCUGCCUACAACAACUUCAAGCGCGAGGAGGUGGAGGCGCCGAACCUGUCUGGGUUGUGGCCACAGACGCCGUUCACGAUGGUGCCGGGCCAAACCGCGUUUGUGAAGCGCGAGCAGUCGGUGGUUCCAGAUCAGUGGAUGCUGCAUGGAGUGCCGUAUGGUCAUCAUCAGGGAGGGAUGUCGAGAGCGUGGUAG